This is a messenger RNA of Fukomys damarensis (Damara mole-rat), 4167 nucleotides long. RefSeq names its product KH and NYN domain containing (gene Khnyn). The coding region runs from base 302 to 2314 and encodes 670 amino acids. Lineage: Eukaryota; Metazoa; Chordata; Mammalia; Rodentia; Bathyergidae. Gene Ontology annotation, molecular function: RNA endonuclease activity; mRNA binding. Gene Ontology annotation, cellular component: cytoplasmic ribonucleoprotein granule; nucleus. The record is from RefSeq and is a predicted model, not a curated record. The transcript has 8 exons.
GUCCAGUUCACGCCCUGGUAAGGAUUCGUCUUGGAGAGGCCGCCUUGGACUCGAAGGUUGCUGAGUCCCCGAGGGGUCUCUGUUCUCACCGACCACUCCUUGUGGUUUCCAGACCGAGCUGGAGCCCACUACCCUUUUUGCUCCGGGCUGUGGUCCUUUUUCCUACCAUCUCUUCCUCUUCGGGAGAAGAGGCCUGCGUUCCGAGAAUCUGACACCUUCCCUACCACCGAGAUGGAUUCAGAGGCUUGUUACCUCCUGGGGUUGUUUACCAGAAACGUAACUAAGACUAGGGGAAGAAGCCAUGCCUACUUGGGGGGCUGGCUCCCCGACCCCCGACCGCUUUACGGUGUCUGCGGAAGCGGAGGACAAGGUCCGGGCACAGCAGACCCGACUGGAGCGCAUUUUCAGCGUGGGGGUGAGCGUCCUCCCCAAGGACUGCCCGGAGAACCCCCACAUCUGGCUGCAGCUGGAGGGUUCCAAGGAGAACGUCAGUAGAGCCAAGGAGUACCUGAAGGGUCUCUGCAGCCCGGAACUGCAGAGUGAAAUCCACUACCCACCCAGACUGCAUUGCAUCUUCCUGGGAGCCCAGGGCUUCUUCCUUGACUGCCUGGCUUGGAGCACAUCAGCCCACCUGGUUCCUGGGGCACCUGGCUCGCUGAUGAUCAGUGGGCUAACAGAGGCCUUUGUCAUGGCUCAGAGUCGUGUGGAGGAUCUGGUGGCACAGCUGAGCUGGGACUUUCGGCCAGGGUCCUACUCCAUGACUUCUCAGAGUGCUGGAGUGCUGAGGGAUUUCUCUUCCCUGCUGCAACCCUGGGAGGAUGCCCACACAGAGGCCCUGCUGCAGCUGCCCUUGGCUGUCCAGGAGAAGCUACUGAGUCUGGUGCAGGAGGCAUCCAGGGGGCACGGGCCAUUGGCACCCUCCUCAUGGGGGCAGAGGAGCCCAGGCUUGUUGGGGGCUCUGCACCAGGAAGCCAGACCACCCCUGAGUGAAGGCGGGGAAUCUCUGGAUGCUGGAUCUGGAGGGCAGGGAGAAUUAAGGGGGGCAAGUGGAGUGAGUCACAUGGUGGAGAAGAAUAGAGGGAGACAGGAUGGUCCCAGGGAGGUGGAUCAGGAAUGGAAGGAGCUGCUUGGGGAAGAGGUGUGGGAGAAAGAAGUGACUUUCAGGUCACAGCCGGCAGGUGGAGGGACAGGGGAGAUGGGCUGCCUGAAAGGAAUAGCCCUGGGGAGGGAGGGUGUGUCUCAGGAAAGAGGAGGAUCCAGCGUCCAGGGUGAGUCUCCCGGUGCUCAGGGCCCUUCUCAAAGGGCGUCUCAAUCCCGGGGAGCCUCCCUCCUCCAGCGGCUCCAUAACGGGGAAGCCUCACCUCUGAGAGUGCCUAGCCCUCCACCUGCACCUGAGCCCCCAUGGCCCUGUGGAGAGCGGGGAGAUUUAGGAGACAGGGGAGACAAGCAGCAGGCUCGAGGUCGAGGGUCUCCAUGGAAACGAGGCACCCGUGGAGGCAACUUGGUGACUGGCACUCAGCGUUUUCAAGAGGCCCUACAGGAUCCUUUUACCCUGUGUCUUGCCAAUGUGCCUGGCCAGCCGGACCUCCGCCAUAUUGUCAUUGACGGCAGCAAUGUGGCCAUGGUGCACGGCCUCCAGCACUACUUCUCCAGCCGGGGCAUUGCCAUUGCCGUGCAAUACUUCUGGGACCGCGGCCAUCGUGACAUCACUGUCUUUGUGCCUCAGUGGCGCUUCAGUAAGGAUGGCAAGGUCAGAGAGAUUCAUUUCUUGCAAAAGCUAUACUCACUCAGCCUGCUCUCUCUCACCCCGUCUCGAGUCAUGGAUGGCAAGAGGAUCUCCUCCUAUGAUGACAGGUUCAUGUUGAAGUUGGCUGAAGAGACCAGUGGGAUCAUUGUCUCCAAUGACCAGUUCCGGGACCUGGCGGAGGAGUCUGACCAGUGGAUGGCAAUCAUCAGAGAGCGCCUGCUGCCCUUCACUUUUGUGGGAAACCUCUUUAUGGUCCCUGAUGACCCACUGGGUCGAAAUGGGCCCACCCUGGAUGAGUUCCUGAAGAAGCCAGCCAGGAAACAGGUGUCUUCUAAGGCUCAGCAUCCUUCCAGGGGCUUUUCAGGACAUGGUAAUCAGCAGCAGGGGAGGGAAGAGGAAAAAGGCAGCAAUGGCAUUCGGAAGACCCGGGAGACCGAGAGGCUCCGGCGCCAGCUGUUGGAGGUGUUUGGGGGUCAGGAUCACAAGGUGGACUUCAUCCUGCAGCGGGAACCCUACUGCCGGGACAUUAACCAACUGUCUGAGGCCCUACUGAGCCUCAACUUUUGAGCCUUCCCUGCCUGUGUGAUUGCUGCCCUGUUAGCUCCAGGCUCCCCAGCCCAUCCCCUUCUGUGACAGUCCCUGUGCUGCUCAGGCUCUGGCCCAGAGUCACUCUGAGUUCGUUUUUUGGGCCAGGGAUGGACCGGGAAGAGCAUUCCAGUACAGGGAAAGCUUUUGUCCGGGAAUUUUGGGGACAGGUUCAUAAAGUGACCAAAUAACAAAUCAGAACUCCAUCUAGCUCUCAAGAGGUUCUGCUCAUCCUUAACUUCCUAAUGUUGCUUUAACACAGGAUUUCUAUAGGAAGGGGGCUGCCAGAAAGGGUAAGUCAUGGAGACGGACCAUUGGCUGACUUGGGGUCCAUGCUAGGGUAACCCAAGGCUGGCAGAAAUUCUAAGCCUUUCUCCCCCUGGCUGCUGCUCUGGAUGACCAGAGGACUGUCAGAAGUCAUGGGAGUGUCAGAAGGAAUCCUGAGCCCUUGAGGGGCUAUAGUGUUAGGUAGGCUGGGUUGCACUGAGGAAGAAGACAGAAGGUGACUGGCUUCUGGUCUCAGCUGUGCCUGUCUGGCUUUGAUUGAGCUGGUUGGCCUUUACUUGUGCCUAGAAAUUCAGAAUAAAAGUGCCUGUUGGGAGAAAUGAGACUGUAGAGGAAAGCUUGGAGGAAAGGUGCUUGGACCAAGUCUCAGGUGUGUCUGCCUGUGCCUGCACAGGCUCCCUAACCAAAACUUUGCUCUCAGAGAUGUGGGUCAUUCAUGUUCAGGUUCUAGGCCCUAGAUUUUAGCACUGUGUCCUCAGAAUAACAUGCCAAAUAAUGGCUGUGUCCCUGCUGGGCAACCUUCAGAACCCACAUUUAUAAAACAGAGUUAAGUUAGGGGUGAAUGCAUUAUCAAAAAUACUCUCAGGGUUCCUAUAAAUGGCAGCUCCCCUGGUGUAUCAAGUAUUUGUUUACAGAUUAACAAAUAUGUCAGGAAGUCCCUGGCUCGGGCCUCUUGCUGCAGCACUGGGAACAUUCACCAAAUCCAUGAAGCCACGCUCUGCAAUGAUGUUAAUGUGAUACAAGCUAACAUUUUCUUUACAAAGACAUAGGCUGUUUGAGGCACUUCUACUUUGCGUGUGUCUGCGCGCGUGCGCAUGCAUGGUUGUGCAUAUAUGUGUAUGGAGAUGGGCUACAGAGGCUUUAUCUGGAUGAACCAGUUAUCUGGAAAAUGAAAACUGAAGAAUCAGCAUUGGAAGGUACCUGACUGGCUACCAGACUAACUCCACUAACACACAUGACAUCCUAUCUCCAUCCUGAUUUCUGUAGGCCUUUGCCUUGUGUCUGCAUGAAUUCCUUCUGUGCUGGGGAAUUUACCAUCUGAAAGGUAGCACAUUCCUUACAGGAACAGUGCUCAUUGGUAGUCCUUCCUCUAGUGUAGCCUAAAUUAUGCUUUUCUGUAACCUUUGAGGUUGGUCCUCAUUCCCCCAGGAACAGUCAACUUCCUGGAGUCCUUGACAAAGGUAAGAGGUAGGAUGGGCCCCUGGGCUUUGUUCUUUUUGGGCCCUGCAGCAUAUCCCUGCUUUAGAUACUUUUUAGGCUCUGACUUCUUCCUUGAGUGGCAGGGAAUUAGGCAUGAGGAGCUGAAUAAUGAGGGAGGGUCCCCAGGUUCCAUUGUCUUUGCCCUUCGGCAGGCUGGUGCAGGUGCUUUAUAUCGCUAGUCAGUAUUGACCUAGGCUGGAGGCAUGCAUGGUGGUGACCCGCCUGGUCAGGGAGUGACAGUGACUCAACCCAUAGUACCCUGGGAAGAAAGGGGUUUGGAUAAUAUGGUCCAAAUUGUGGGCUGAUGAACCACUUCUGGUUAAACUAUAGCAGACAUCUCAACUUUAGAU